UUAUUUUUAUUUUCAAGCUGCGUUGUGGAUUCGACGGUGACAUACUACUCAUCUCCUCAAGGCACAAGAAGGUUCAGUUUUGAUACUUUCCAGUUUACAGGAAACUAUGGAAGUUUUGUUUACUUGCACUGUAACUUAGUGGUUUGCAACGCUUCAGAUCCUACUUCUCGGUGCUCUGUGGGCUGUUCUAUUGACUUCCCCAGGAGAAGACGAGCUAUGGAGGAGGAAAGGGGUGUGGCACGGGCCGGCCUUACUGAAGGACCGUUCAUUUUUAGAGGUGACGUAGAAGUGGACAGAGAUUCCUACACAUCAAAAGAUUCUCCAUUCACUAUCACUACAGUGGUUGUUAUUGCCAUGGCUGUAUUCUGUGCUGCGUGCCUGGCAACUAUAGUCUACUUGAAAAUGAAACUUGCUGCGAAACCACAACCCGACCCAGACAGAGAAACCUACCUAUAGACUUCAUGUAACCAUCACCAGCUGUCUUUGAGGUUGUCCGUGGCCUGGUCAUACGGUCCCAGCACUUUGAUCCACAGUCAUCCGAAAUUGUUGGGUGGGGAAAAUGUUAAUGUGUUUGGAAAAAGGCUCCUUUUUGUGUACCGGACACUGAUAAGAACACAUUCUUUAACGUUUCAUUUUAUUGUUUGUUAGUGAACGUACUUAGCUACAGAAUUAUAUCUUUUGUGCGUACGCAAAGGAAAAGCCUUGUGGGACACUUCAAGAUGUUGCAGGGUUUCCGUCCGUUUGAUCACAACAUGUAGUAACACGGCUCAACAGACAGAGAUGCUGUUUCAAAUUUCCGGGAUCUUUUGACCAAGAGCUUUAAGCUGCUUUACACUGAAAGAACUUGUACGUUAAUUGGCGUAUUAGUAACAAGUGUUAGAUACUGCUACCCUGUGCAUUGUUUCGUUAAAAAUAGAUUUAAGCGUUGAAGCGCAGUUAUAAAAAUAAAGAAGUAGUUUGGUUUGUA
Molecule: messenger RNA, 967 nt
Organism: Orbicella faveolata
Lineage: Eukaryota; Metazoa; Cnidaria; Anthozoa; Scleractinia; Merulinidae
Cellular component (GO): extracellular region
Molecular function (GO): serine-type endopeptidase inhibitor activity
Source: RefSeq, a predicted model, not a curated record